Messenger RNA from Oikopleura dioica, 405 nucleotides. The record is from the annotation of a GenBank genome assembly. Lineage: Eukaryota; Metazoa; Chordata; Appendicularia; Copelata; Oikopleuridae.
AUGGGCUACGGUUAUCGCCAAGUAUCCCUUCUGCCUCAUUUUCAUCAGCGUCGUUUUCACCUUGAUAUGCUGUCUUUCUUUUACUUAAAAACUCCUUAUUCGAUCCACUCACUCCCAUCGGAGAACUUCUCGGAGAACAAGCCAGAAGGAUACAUCCUCCAGUUUGAAUUUGAAAACAAGCAUCCUACGAGAAAACUCAUCGAAGAAACAACGAAAAUUAUCCGGAAUCAUGAAUAUUUGUCGAACAACUGUGUUCACGGAGAAUCGCUAAAGUCGGGAAUUCCACCAGAGCUGUCAAAAGUGAUCCCGAAUCAUUCCUGUCUCAUCUUUUCGCCGGCGAAUCUUCCUGAUUCUGAUCACGAAUUUCCGCGAAAUAUUGAACAGUUAUUCAAGGGAAAGUUCUAA